Messenger RNA from Amoebophrya sp. A25, 375 nucleotides. The record is from the annotation of a GenBank genome assembly. Lineage: Eukaryota; Dinophyceae; Syndiniales; Amoebophryaceae.
UUCGGGAUGAGUCUGCAUCUGCUGUAUCCCCUGGGGAAGAAGCUAUUGAAUCCGAGGACGUUUUUCGCGUCAAGGAGACGGCUGAGGCAUUGCUGCGUGAGGGCCGUGAGUUACAGAUGGCGUUGCGUCUGUACGAACGCGUGCUAUAUCUCACAUCAGAUGAGUACCGACACCAGGCUGCGAUUGGCAGUGAUCUGGACAGCGCCCUGCAAGCGGCGGAUUUUGAUAUAGUUAUGGCUAGCACUUCGCGGUAUUAGUUGUGAGCGUUCCGUCGCACUGUCGAGAUGAUCUACCUUUUGCACAGAAUGCCACACACAGAUUAGCAGGAUUGAAAAUUACAGCGUCGUCUAAUCUAGAGAGAAACGGGGAAGGGGU